AUGCGCCGCAUUCCGUGGAACUACGUCCAGCUCGAGAAACUGGGAGAAGGAACGUACGCGACGGUGUACAAGGGACGAUCGCGGACGACAUCGGAGAUCGUUGCGCUGAAGGAGAUCCACCUCGACGCCGAGGAGGGAACGCCCAGCACGGCCAUCCGAGAGAUUAGUCUGAUGAAGGCUGUCCGACGGUAUCGGCCAGCUAGCCACACUGUUGCCGGAGCUAACAAAGCAGAGCUCAAGCACGUCAACAUUGUCCGCCUCCACGAUGUCAUCCACACCGAGUCCAAGCUCGUCCUCAUCUUCGAAUACUGCGAACAGGACCUGAAGCGCUACAUGGACACGCACGGAGAUCGCGGCGCCCUUCCCCUCAACACCGUCAAGCACUUCACCUAUCAGCUGCUGAACAACCUGCUGAUCAACCGCCGCGGAGAGCUUAAGAUCGGUGACUUUGGUCUCGCCCGUGCCUUCGGCGUUCCGGUUGUCACUCUGUGGUACCGUGCUCCGGACGUGCUUCUCGGAUCACGAACGUACAGCACAUCCAUCGACAUCUGGAGUGUGGGAUGUAUCUUCGCGGAGAUGAUUACGGGAUACCCGCUCUUCCGUGGUCGCGACAACAACGACCAGCUGGUCCAGAUCAUGAAGAUUGUCGGCACGCCGAGCGACGCGACGCUGCAGCAGAUCAAGAUGAACAGCCCGGAGAUCCAGAUCAAGCAGCCGCUUAGCAAGCACCCGAAGCAGCCCCUUCACGCGAUCGUUCCGAAAGCGCCGCGUGACGCGAUCAACCUCCUCGAGCACCUGCUCCAGUUCGAGCCUAACAGGCGGUACGACGCGAACGAGGCCCUUGCCCACCCGUACUUCACCGCCGGCCCGAUCUCGCCCGCUGUUCCUCCCGGAGUCGCUUCGGGUGCUGCCUCGCUCGCGCUCCCCCCGCGGGUCGCUGCUCGUGCGUCCCAGGCAUCUGCCGCCGUUCAGGCGCAGCAGGCCCAGGCCGCUCUUCAGGCGCAGCAGGCGGCCGCCAACCAGGCUGCGCAGGCUCAGGCUGCUGCCGCCCAGGCAGCUGCUCAGCAGGCGCAUGCCCAGGCUCAGAUGGCUCAGCAGACGUACAACAUGAUGGUCCAGCAGCACCAGUCAGGACAGGGACAGCAGGCCGGUCCAUACUACGACCCGAUGCAGGCGCAGGCGCAGGCUCACGCCGCUGUGCAGGCUCAGCAGGCUCACGCCGCCGCUCUGCAGCAGCACGCUCAGUACGCUCAGCAGCAGGUCCACCAGGCCCAGCAGCAGGGGCACUACAUGAACCCCGAUGGACGGUACUAG
Trichosporon asahii var. asahii CBS 2479 is the source of this 1314-nucleotide messenger RNA. Its product is annotated as cyclin-dependent protein kinase. NCBI's taxonomy places the organism in Eukaryota, Fungi, Basidiomycota, Tremellomycetes, Trichosporonales, Trichosporonaceae. The transcript has 6 exons. Gene Ontology annotation, molecular function: cyclin-dependent protein serine/threonine kinase activity; ATP binding. The record is from RefSeq and is a predicted model, not a curated record. The coding region runs from base 1 to 1314 and encodes 437 amino acids. Gene Ontology annotation, cellular component: nucleus; cytoplasm. Gene Ontology annotation, biological process: protein phosphorylation.